Messenger RNA from Cladophialophora immunda, 2411 nucleotides. RefSeq lists its product as uncharacterized. NCBI's taxonomy places the organism in Eukaryota, Fungi, Ascomycota, Eurotiomycetes, Chaetothyriales, Herpotrichiellaceae. The record is from RefSeq and is a predicted model, not a curated record. Gene Ontology annotation, molecular function: polygalacturonase activity. The coding region runs from base 1 to 2403 and encodes 800 amino acids. The transcript has 2 exons.
AUGGCCUCUUACCUCAUUCUAGCGCUAUGCUGCCUUCACGUCUUGACGUCUUCUGCACUCAUAGACCACGACACCCAGGAUCCGUUGAAUCCUAUCCGCAUCAAAGACUCAGUGUCGCCAUCUGACUCCAGUGGCCCCAAUGCAUGUCCUUACUGGCUUGAGGACAUCCCUCACCAGGGCAUUGCAGCCUUCAACCCCCAUCCGAGCAGCUAUCAAGUCUUUCGGAAUGUCAAAGAUUUCGGCGCAAAGGGCGACGGCGUGACUGAUGACACAGCCGCCAUCAACCUGGCAAUUAGUAGCGGGGGCAGAUGUGCUCCAGGAGCAUGCAAAUCUUCUACGACCACACCAGCCGUUGUCUACUUUCCUGCGGGCACGUACAUGAUAUCGUCCUCGAUCAUAGAUUAUUACUACACUCAGAUCAUCGGCAACCCUUACUGCAUACCUACCCUUCGCGCAAAUGUAAAUUUUACGGGGAGUAUCCUGAUCGAAGCGAACGUCAAUGGCAGUUACGAUCCCACCAAUAUCUUCUGGCGCCAGAUUCGCAAUCUCAACAUUGACAUGACUCUGGUUUCCCCGGCGCGGAAAGCGAUCGGCGUCCAAUGGACUACUUCACAAGCCACAAGUCUUCAAAAUCUGAGGAUUUUUAUGAGUGAUGCGAAGGGAACUCGGCACACUGGUUUGGUCAUCUACGAGGGGUCGGGUGGCUUUCUCGGCGACCUAGUGUUUUAUGGAGGGUAUCAAGCCGCCAGGAUCGGCAAUCAGCAAUUCACCAUGAGAAAUCUGACAUUUCAUAAUGCGGUGACUGCAAUACAGAAUACCUGGGACUGGAGCUGGACCUACCAGAACGUCAACAUCAUCAAUUGCUCGACAGGUGUGGACAUGUCUGGCGGAGGCCCGAACCAACAAGGCGUCGGUUCGGUGACCUUCUUCGACUCGAGCAUCACCGACACGCAUGUGGGCAUACUUACCGCGUACAACUCCCCCUCCCGAACACCCGCAGAAGGGAGCUUGGUAUUAGAGAACGUCAAGCUAAAGAACGUCGAUGUUGCUGUUCAAGGGUUGAGCGGGCCCAUUCUUUCUGGCGCAAAGGGCUCUAGCACCGUGACAGUUGCUGCCUGGGGAGAGGGUAAUGUAUUUACGUCUACCGGUGUCAACAAGUUCCAAGGCCCUAUCAGUGCGAACGCAAGACCAGCUUCUCUCAUCAGCGGCGACAAUUACUACGUACGGUCCAAGCCACAAUACGAAACAGUUCCCCCGUCUCAGUUCGUCAGCGCGAGAUCUAUCGGAUGUCGAGGCGAUGGCGUGACAGAUGACACGGCAGUUCUCCAAGCUGCCAUCCUGACCGCCGCCUUUUCCGACAAGAUCCUCUUUAUAGACCAUGGUACGUAUAAGGUCUCAUCGACUGUCUACAUCCCUGCGGGCGCCAAAAUCGUCGGCGAGUCAUUCUCUGUCAUUAUGGGAAGCGGAGGUUGGUUUGCAGACAUGAACCAGCCGUUCCCCGUCCUGCGAGUCGGCCAGCCUGGCGAAAAGGGAUCUGUCGAGCUGUCCGACUUGAUCAUCAGCACCCAGGGAUCCACACCCGGUGCCAUUCUCAUCGAAUACAAUCUCGCUUCCCCAUCCAACUCGCCCUCGGGAAUGUGGGAUGUCCACGCACGGAUUGGGGGCUUCGCCGGCUCAGAGCUAGGCAUCGCGCAGUGCUCGAUCACGCCCCAUGAUGCAACGCCGCCUACACCCAUUAAUGCGAAAUGCAUCGCGGCAUAUAUGACGAUGCAUUUAACCAAGUCCUCGUCUGGUUUGUAUUUGGAGAACGGGUGGCUUUGGGUGGCCGACCACGACCUCGACGACCCCGGACAGAGAAAAAUUACCAUUUACGCGGGUCGUGGACUCUACGAUGAAAGCUUGUCGGGCAAUUUCUGGUUCGUGGGCACCGCGGUCGAGCACCACACUCUGUAUGAGUACCAAUUUGCCAACACGCAAAAUGUUUUCAUGGGCUUAAUCCAGACCGAGACGGCGUACUAUCAGCCCAAUCCACCGGCUUAUUUGCCCUUCCCCGUGAAUCCUGCAAUCAGAGAUCCGAAUUACACGGCGAUUUGCAACUCAGCCAUCUUCGGUCCGCGCAACUGUACUGCGUACGCUUUGCGUAUCCUCGACUCAGGCUCGAUCCUCACCUAUGGCGCCGGGCUGUAUAGCUUUUUUAGCAACUACGACCAGGGUUGUCUGGACACCAGCACGUGCCAGCCGGCCAUCUUCUCGCUUGAAGGGAACAUCUCGAACAUCGGCGUGUAUAACUUGAAUACCGUGGGCACGAGGAAUCUGAUCGUCCGGGAUGGGCGAACCCUGGUUCAAAGGGCCAAGAGUACUUUCUCUGGAUUCACCGAUACUUUGGCACUGUUCAGGAUUUGAUUUUGCGG